This is a messenger RNA of Brachypodium distachyon (stiff brome), 444 nucleotides long. RefSeq lists its product as uncharacterized. The coding region runs from base 1 to 444 and encodes 147 amino acids. The record is from RefSeq and is a predicted model, not a curated record. The transcript has a single exon. NCBI's taxonomy places the organism in Eukaryota, Viridiplantae, Streptophyta, Magnoliopsida, Poales, Poaceae.
AUGGCCAAGAACCAGCUCUUUCUCCUCCUCCUCGCAGCUGGCUUCGUCGUGGUGGCCUCUUCUGCCACUCCUCCCACCACGAGCAACUCCACAGCUCCAACGGCAUACGAGAUGCUGGGGAAUUACGGCUUCCCUCCGGGCAUCCUCCCGCAGGGUGUUCAAUCCUACGUCCUCAACGCAGACGGCUCCUUCUCGGUGUCCCUCCCAAGCGACUGCGAGAUCGAUGUCGAUGGCUUUAAGCUACGGUACAAGAGUAGCAUACACGGGAACAUCAAGUCCAUGCUCAUUAACGGGCUGGGCGGGGUGAGCGUCAACUUGGCAAUAUUCCAAUCGUUAGGCAUCAAUGGCGUUGAACGGAGCGGCGACAAGCUGAAAUUCGAAGCAGGCGUGGUAUCGAAGUCGUUCGCAGUUGAUAUCUUCGCCGUGAGCCCACGCUGCAACUGA